AGAAACACUUGUUUUUACCAGUCGACCAAAACAAUCACAGCAGAGAAAUAAAGCACACGUUAUUCACAAGUCCGUCUCUGUGGAGAAGCAAAAUCCAAAAUCACUUAAUCUGAUCUACCUAUAUUGUAAUAAUCUUACAGUUUGUGUGUGUAUAUCUUGAUUACCAGCAAAACCCAACUCUGUUCUUGUCGAAUAAUGAAGCCCAAAAAGCAGCAGCAUCUUGAAUCUUGAAAAAACACACACGAAGAUGCACUCAAAGUAUUUGGUUAAAGUGUCGCCAUUGUUUCCCGCGACUCCAUAUCAUUAUAAUCAUCAGCAUGAUCAAGAUUUGAGAAGAAUAGUAUGUUGUGAUAACAAGAAACCUUCAUCUUCAUCAACAGACAAACACAAGAAGUUUCACUUUAAGCUCCCUGGUGAUAGCACUAAAUGGAAGUUCAGAGAUAUUGAUACCAAAGCAGUACAGUCAACCUUCAACCUAUGGGUGUCAAGGACACAAAAUCUUUUUAGUGAAGUUGCUACUCCCCUGGUAAAAAAUGUUAAUGAUAUAACCCCAAAUAGUGGAGAUGCAUAUGAUACUUUGGACAUCGAGGACAAUUUUAUGGCAGAACAGACUAUUGAUAGCAGAACACCAAAAGGGACGUUAUCCGUAACUGCUAUAACUUCCAUUGAGCAAUUUAGCAGGAUGAACGGAUCGACUGGGAAGAAAAUGCAGAAAAUAUUCCGAGGACUUGUUCCUGAAUCAGUGUACAAUGAUGCUCGUAACUUGGUAGAGUAUUGUUGCUUUAGGUUCUUGUCCAGAGAUGGUUCUGAAAUCCAUCCUUGCCUAAAGCAAACUGCAUUUCAAAGGCUGAUUUUCAUAACUAUGCUCGCGUGGGAGCAGCCUUACAGUGGUCCAAAUGAUUCGCGAGCUAAAGAUUCUGUUAAAGAGUCUUUUCAGAGAAGGUUCAUACAAGAAGAAGCUUUUGUUCGUAUUGCCCCCGCUAUAUCUGGCGUUGCUGAUCGGACUACUGCACAUAACCUUUUCAAAGCGCUUGCUGUUGGCAAAGAGGGUAUUUCAUAUGCUGUUUGGUCUACUUAUAUCAAUGAACUUCUCAAGGUGCAUGAAGGAAGGAAAUCAUUUCAGUUUGAAGCAAGCCCUUGUCUUCCUGGUGAAAGAAUCCUAACUCUUGGUUCCAGCAGGAAACGACCUGUCCUGAAAUGGGAGAAUAACAUGGCCUGGCCUGGCAAGCUCACUCUGACUGAUAAGGCACUCUACUUUGAGGCAGUUGGCUUGGGAAGGCAAAAGGGACCAAUCAGGAUGGAUCUUGCAAAUCACAAAUCACGAGUAGAGAAGGCAAGGGUUGGGCCUCUGGGCUCUGACCUUUUUGAUUCUGCUAUAUCAGUCACUUCUGGUUCGGAGCAGAAGCCAUGGGCUCUUGAAUUUGUUGACUUGGGAGGUGAAAUGAGGCGAGAUGUGUGGCAUGCUCUCAUUAGUGAAGUUAUAUCUUUAUACAAGUUCAUCCAAGAGUUUGGUCCCAAGGAUGGCGAUAGAUCAGUAAAUGAUGUGUAUGGUGCUCAAAAGGGGAAUUCAAAGGCCGCAACUUAUGCAUAUAAUGGUAUCGCUAGGCUUCAGGCUCUUCAGUUUAUGCGGAAGCUUCUAGACGAACCUGCAAAACUUGUUCAGUUCACAUAUCUUCAACACGCACCCCAUGGAGACAUUGUUUACCAAACUCUGGCUGUAAAUUGUUGGGGUGGACCCCUGAUUACUAAAUAUCCAGAAGUUGGUUAUCAAGCAGGUCAAAGAGCGAGCCUCUCUGGUGAGGUAUCAGAAAGUAACAAUCAUGUGUUUGACAUUGAUGGAAGUGUUUAUUUGAGGAAAUGGAUGAGAUCACCUUCUUGGACUUCCAAUGCGUCGGUUGUUUUCUGGAAAAACUCUACAGUUAAGCAUGGAGUAGUAUUGAGUAAAAACCUUGCUGUUGCUGAUAUGACUUUGAUAGAGAAGGCAGUAAAGACAUGCAGAGAGAAAUAUCGAGUGGUUGAGAAAACACAAGCCACUAUUGAUGCUGCAAUGAUUGAAGGGAUACCCAGUAACAUUGACCUGUUUAAGGAACUUGCCCUUCCUUUGACCGUGAUUGCCAAAAAUUUUAACAAACUUAAGCGUUGGGAAGAGCCUUAUUUGACCGCAUCAUUUCUUGCAAUUACGUACACUCUUAUUUUCAGGAACUUGCUAUCAUAUAUAUUCCCCACAGCUUUGAUGAUCUUGGCAGCUGGCAUGUUAUUAUUGAAGGGGCUCAAAGAGCAAGGCCGCCUUGGUAGAUUUUUUGGAAAAGUAACUAUACGUGAUCAGCCACCUUCUAACACUAUACAAAAGAUCAUAGCUCUAAAAGAAGCCAUGCGGGACAUGGAAAAGUUUCUACAGCGCUUAAACGUCUCACUUCUGAAAUUACGUACAAUUGUUCUUGCCGGUCAACCUCAGAUAACGACCGAGAUUGCUCUGUUGCUGCUAUUAGGUUCUACUGUCCUACUCAUCGUCCCAUUCAAAUACAUUCUUUCUUUUCUUAUAUUUGAUCUUUUCACAAGGGAUCUUGAGUUCCGCAGAGAAAUGGUUCUGAAGUUCACGAGCAUGGUAAAGGAGCGGUGGGAUACUGUGCCAGCAGCUCCUGUCAUUGUAUUACCCUAUGUGGAAGACAAGACUGGUUCAGCAAUAAAGGAAAUUGAAUCCACAUCGCAAUCAGAAAGGCAAACAGAAAGAAGUCAGGAUGGUAGCAAGCCUAGAUAAAGUUUGACAUGUACAUUUUCUAAAGCAUCUGGGUUGAAGAUCCUUAAUGCCUUAGUUUGAUCAAGAAUAUAGAAUAUAGUGGAUUGUGUAUGCACUUUUAAGACAGUUAUUAUUUAUAUCAGUAGUGUUUAUUCA
Messenger RNA from Daucus carota subsp. sativus, 2893 nucleotides. RefSeq lists its product as uncharacterized. Bases 248 to 2758 code for a protein of 836 amino acids. NCBI's taxonomy places the organism in Eukaryota, Viridiplantae, Streptophyta, Magnoliopsida, Apiales, Apiaceae. The record is from RefSeq and is a predicted model, not a curated record. The transcript is spliced from 11 exons.